Molecule: messenger RNA, 4103 nt
Organism: Eublepharis macularius
Lineage: Eukaryota; Metazoa; Chordata; Lepidosauria; Squamata; Eublepharidae
Gene: GPD1L
Product: glycerol-3-phosphate dehydrogenase 1 like
Exons: 8
Coding region: 87-1148 (353 amino acids)
Biological process (GO): glycerol-3-phosphate catabolic process; carbohydrate metabolic process
Cellular component (GO): glycerol-3-phosphate dehydrogenase (FAD) complex; cytosol
Molecular function (GO): glycerol-3-phosphate dehydrogenase [NAD(P)+] activity; NAD binding; protein homodimerization activity
Source: RefSeq, a predicted model, not a curated record
UUGUAGCGGCCAUUGGAGGGUUGUGGAGCGCUCCUGCCCGAGCUGCGCCCUGCGUCUGUCGGAGUGGUAAGCGGUGCGGAGUUGCAAUGGCUCUUGCUUCAUCGCCCUUGAAAGUUUGCAUCGUUGGCUCAGGAAACUGGGGAUCUGCUGUAGCCAAAAUAAUAGGCAAUAAUGUAAAAGCAGUAAAGAAGUUUGCUCCCACUGUAAAAAUGUGGGUAUUUGAGGAAAAUGUUAAUGGAAGAAAACUGACUGAUAUCAUAAACAACGAUCAUGAGAAUGUAAAAUAUCUUCCUGGAUACAAGCUACCAGAAAAUGUGGUUGCCAUCCCAAACUUGAAUGAAGCUGUCCAAGAUGCUGACUUAUUGGUUUUUGUCAUUCCCCACCAGUUCAUUCAUAAAAUCUGUGAUGAGAUCACAGGGCAUGUAUCCAAGAAAGCUGUCGGCAUAACUCUCAUUAAGGGAAUAGACGAAGGCCCAGAGGGACUCAAACUCAUUUCUGACAUCAUCCGUGAGAAAAUGGGAAUAGACAUCAGUGUGCUGAUGGGGGCAAACAUAGCCAAUGAGGUCGCAGCAGAGAAGUUCUGUGAAACCACAAUAGGCUGUAAAAUUUGGGAGAAUGGCCUCCUCUUCAAAGAACUCCUUCAGACUCCAAACUUUCGAAUUACUGUGGUGGAUGAUGCAGAUACAGUUGAGCUUUGUGGUGCACUUAAGAACAUAGUGGCAGUGGGAGCUGGCUUUUGUGAUGGCCUUCGCUGCGGAGAUAAUACCAAAGCUGCUGUCAUUAGACUUGGACUAAUGGAAAUGAUUGCCUUUGCAAAAAUCUUCUGCAAGGGGCAGGUGUCCACUGCCACCUUCCUGGAGAGCUGUGGGGUUGCAGAUCUCAUCACCACGUGUUACGGCGGGCGCAACCGAAGAGUGGCCGAAGCAUUUGUGAGAACAGGAAAGACAAUUGAAGAGUUAGAGCAAGAAAUGCUGAAUGGGCAAAAACUCCAAGGACCCCAGACAUCCGCAGAAGUGUAUCGCAUCCUUAAGCAGAAAGGCUUGGUGGAAAAGUUCCCGCUUUUUGCUGCUGUCUAUCAAAUCUGCUAUGAAGGGAAACCUGUCCAAGACAUGAUUUCCUGUCUUCAGAGUCAUCCAGAGCAUAUAUAAAGCACGCUUUUUCCAUGGUCUCAACGGCUGCCUUUAUCCUAUUCACGUGUGCGUCUGAAUAGGAGUCUCACCAGAAGUUGCUCCAUUAAGCAGUCGCGGUAAAACUGAAUGUCUAUGGAAUUCUGUACUUGUCAUAAAACAGCACAGCUCCUACGUUUGUAAUUUUUUACUGAAUGAAGUCUAAAUGGUUUUCAGAUGCAGGACUUGCACUCUCCCAUUCUAAUGGCCCAGUGGGGCAGGGGAAGUCCGAUCUCCCAGCAUACAUUUUAAAAGCAGCUGAUUCCCUGCCCCUCACCCCACUGCCCAGGUUUAGAUCAGGGCUACAGUGGUGGUGGCGGUGGAGUUAAUCCUUUUACCCUCAUGCAGUUUUCCUGAGCUGCCAUUAGCAGCAGGAUAAAAAAGACAGGCAUCCAUAUCAGACUUGUCUUUUUUCCUCUAACCACUUGGGGGCAGGUUUCUACUCUCCCCCCCACACUACACACGCACAAAGCCCCAAUCAAAUUGGGAGCCCUCUGUUUACUUUUCAACUUAAGGUACAGUCCUAAGCGGAGUUAUACCCACCCAUUGAAUUCAAUGGACUUAGAAGGGCAUAACUCUGCUUAGGGCUACACUGGUGAUCACAGCUGUUCCACAUUUCAUCUAGUUAGAUCCUAAGUAUAUUUAUCUUGUGCAAUGGAAAAGGCUUGAUUGGUUUCAUUCUAGUGCUUCCUUUACAUGAAGGCCCUGAUCCAAGUUCCUUUUUUCACUUAUGGAGCUGAAUGUAGCCUGAAAACGCAUUUUGCUUUGGGGGCAUUUGCUGAAAUGCACUAGAGUACUGUAGGACAUGUUUAUCUUUUGAUCAGGUUUGCACAUUGCUGCCGGAAGCAUAAGAGCGCUUUAGUAUGGAAUCAGUCUGAUAGCACUUACUGGGAAAGAGGGCGGGCACUUGAACUUCUAAACAAAUUUUAACAGCUUUUUAGAAACAGAAGAAUCAAAUGGGGGUUAAUCUCUUUUUUUAAAGGGGUAUGCAGCAGAUAGUACAUUUUUUCUUAUUUUUAUCUUUUCUUUGGGUUUUUUUUGGAGGGGGAUGUUUUUCUUCCUCUCUUUCCUGUACCAUGGAAGAGUAAAUAUGAACACAGCGGUCACACACGCUCAGUAUGACUUUGGAUCAAGUGUGUAUGUGCACAAGUCAACCCUUAUCUUAGGUAAAUUCAGACAGACAGUUGAGUUGAUGGGGGGAGGGAUUCCAGUUGCUUGCACAAAUGCUGAUACAGCACUGGUAGAUGGUGAAAUGAUCGCAUGUUGCUACCUGGCUUUACGCACCUUUCCAAUGCACAUCCGGGAGGUGGUUUAAGUUGUGAUUUUUGCCACAAUUUUUUUCUUGCCAUAGUUAUUAUGCCCCAUUUGGUUUGGCUUCCCUUGCCAACCUCUGGCAUUCUGUUGGCCCUUUCUAAUAGAGAUCAUUUCCGCAGUUCUUGCUCCAAAACCCGUUCUGCAGGAAGAUCCCUAGAUGUUGUGGGUCUGUCUGCCAAUUGUACACAAAGCUCCAUCCUCAGUUCUGUUUUUGUGAUAUCCAGCAUUCCUAACAUUGCUGUGCUAUUUCACCAGCUACAGGAGUUGCACAUUAAGAAAUGAGUUAGGAAUUCCCAUGAGCAUAUGAUUGUAUCAUUCCUUGAACUAUGUUAAAUUAUAUUGGCAUUUAUUUCAGUGCCUGUUUAUGACGCUGUAUUAACUGAGCGCUCUACCUUUUUGAAAUCCCUUGACCAGUUCCCUCCUUGCUUCCAAAUGUUAGUAAUUUCUAGAAGCUCUUCAUAGUCUAUGAGGCCUUGGCUCCCUGAUGUCUUAAAACAAUGGAAGAUUGAUGGCCUGGUCUUGGAUUAGUGAAUUUGGGACAUCACUGAAUCGACUUACCCGGUUUAUGUGAGGUGAAAGACACCUCCACCUUUUGAAAAGCUAAUUUAUAAAGAGUCAAGCACAUUAUUUUGCAGCCCGGGAAGUAAUGCAGAUGUAUAAUGUACUAGAAGUUAAUUCUGUGCUCAGAAAGGAACUGAUUAUCUUUGGUAUACACUUCUAACCCUGGAGGGAUUUGGUUUGGUUAUUACCCUCUUUGUUGCUGACAGUUCAGAAUGCAAGUCCUCUGACUCGGGCAGCCCAUAAUGAAUUUUAUUGGCGGCCCAUCCUGCUUGAAGCUGACAGAAGAGUGCCUUGCAUAGGCUUGUUGUGGGUUGCAACAGCUGAGGUUCUCCUUAUUCAGUUGUUUAGGAAUAAGUGUUCCAAAUGCAUUUCUUGGCUUGGGUAGACUUGGGAAUGAGGGGCUGCUUCACAUGUAUGUAAAGGGUUUUUUCCCUAAGCAGAGUAUGCUAAAGAAAAUGGAAACAGGGAGAUCUCAUGUGGUAGUUGCAUUGCAUGCAUUUGCCAUUUAUGUGUCUUGUUUCCUCACCCCCCCACCCCAAAACUCAUUUCUGUGUAGGAAAAACAUUGCAUGAAGCAGACCUUAGAAAUGGCAGAUGGAGAGUUACUUUAUCAUUGCAGUAGGAUUUGAAAAACUUCGAACAAAUUAUAGUGCUCUACAUAAUUGAGGAAUGUGAAUAUGCAGAGGUUUUCCAUAUUCUCUUCGUUCCCCUAUUGUAUUAAGAAGAUGGACGAGAUGAGACUGCCUCAAGAGUAAUGUGAUAGUGUAAGAACUGGAUGACUGAAGGAUAUAUAUCUGAGAAUUAGCUGAUCCAGCUAUAUGUCAGGCAACUUGAGAAGGGAAAGCACACACUCCUCUUUGUGGUACCGAUGUAUGUGAAACAUUUAUCCAUCUUUUAUUUAACCAUCUCAUUUAAUGAUGGCUUUGCCUUUUAUUUGUAACAUAACAAUAUGUAUUAACAAUCUGUGGUUUGUGUAAUAGGUAAAGGGCUAUGUAAGCUGAAUGUGAUGAAUUAAGCGUACUGUUGAAUCACUUAAUAAAAUAAAGACUUGAUUUUCUAUAUU